UUGAAGCUUCAUGCCGCCAGUGGGCCCCUCGUACCUGACCCUCAUGGCAUCGUAUUCGCGACUAUCCUGUCGCAUAGAUGCGCCCCUCUUUCUUUUCUCAUAAUAAGCCAGCUGGGAUCACCCAUCAGCCCACCAUCGCUGUAUCAUCUUCAUCAACCACCAUGGUUGGCCUACUUCUCUCUCUCCUAUCAUUUUUCCUUCUACUGUCCUCCUCAGCAGCCUCAACUGUUUGUCGCUGCUUCCCUUCCGACCCAUGUUGGCCUACUCCUCAACAAUGGGACGAUUUCAACACCACCAUCUCCGGCAGACUCAUCGCCACCACUCCCUUAGGUAGUGUCUGCCAUACCAACAACACCUUCACCUCCUAUGACGCCUCCGCCUGUGCCUCCCUGCGCUCCAUCUGGGACUACCCUUCCACCCACUACACAACCUCCUCCUCCCCCAUGGCCCCCUGGUUCACCAACUUCUCCUGCAACCCCUUCUUCCACAGCAACACCCCCUGCACCAUCGGCCCUCUCAUCCGCUAUGCCGUCAACGCCACCUCCGCAUCCGACUACCAAAAGACCCUCAACUUCACGCAAACUCACAACAUCCGCCUAGUAAUCCGCAACACCGGUCAUGACUACCUCGGCAAGUCCACCGGGGCGGGAGCCCUCGCCCUCUGGACACACCAUCUAAAGGACAUUCAGAUCAUAUCCAACUACAACUCAGCCUUCUAUACUGGACCUGCCAUCAAAGUCGGUGCCGGGGUGCAGUUCUUCGAAGCCAUGGCCGCUGCCCAUAAGCAAGACUUUGUCCUGGUAGGCGGAAAUUGUCAAUCUGUUGGCUAUGCAGGCGGAUAUACGCAAGGCGGGGGACACGGACAACUAGCAUCCAAGUUUGGGCUCGCUGCGGAUCAGGUAUUGGAGUGGGAGGUUGUUACUGCGGAUGGGGAGCUGCUAACUGCAUCGGAGACAGAGAAUAGGGACUUGUAUUGGGCGUUGUGUGGGGGUGGAGGGGGUACUUAUGGGGCUGUGUUGUCGAUGACGAGCAAGGUGUAUCCUGAGUUGAGGACGACGACGGCGAAUUUGAGUUUCAGUGCAGAGGGGGUGAAGGAGGGUGUGUAUUGGGGGAUCGUGGAGAGGUUUGUGAAGGGGUUAUUACCGCUCACGGAUGCCGGGGGCGUGGUUAUUUGGGAGGCUACGAGUGAGAUGUUUACCGUGACGCCGGCGACGAUCCCUGGGGGGACAAAGGGACAGCUGGAGGGGUGGUUGUCGCCGACAAUUGAGUUGUUGAAGAGAUAUAACAUAUCGUAUACAUACAAUAUUGGUGAAUUCCCAACCUACUGGGAAAGCUAUGUGGCCAUGAACCCAAUGAGCAAUGUCACAGAAGCACAAAUCGGGGGGCGCAUGAUUCCUCGAUCAACGGUGGAGAACAACUCCAGUGCCUUGAUAACCGCAUUCAGGACAAUAGCAAACUAUGGCGCUGCUAUCUCUGGAGUAUCAAUGAAUGCCUCGCGCAACGCAAUCCCCGAUAAUGCAGUCAAUCCGGCCUGGAGGGGUAUCGCGAUCGACAUUGUUCUGGGAACCACAUUCAAUUACUACAACCGCACCGCCGACCUCCUGAACCAACGCCUCAUGACAAACGUCCUUCUUCCCCUCCUAGAGGCAUUAUCCCCUGAUAGCGGAGCCUAUCUCAACGAAGCGGAUAUUCAUCAACCGAACUGGCAGUGGGUAUUUUAUCGGGACAAUUAUGCAACCUUGUCUGAUAUCAAGGAUAAAUAUGAUCCGAAUGAGAUAUUCUAUGCCCGGACCGGGGUGGGAAGUGAGCGGUGGACAGAGUUGGAGGAUGGGCGAUUGUGUCGGGUCAAUGGAUUUAGAUGAUC
Molecule: messenger RNA, 1864 nt
Organism: Aspergillus sclerotioniger CBS 115572
Lineage: Eukaryota; Fungi; Ascomycota; Eurotiomycetes; Eurotiales; Aspergillaceae
Product: FAD binding domain protein
Exons: 3
Coding region: 162-1862 (566 amino acids)
Molecular function (GO): oxidoreductase activity; FAD binding
Source: RefSeq, a predicted model, not a curated record